Molecule: messenger RNA, 895 nt
Organism: Mangifera indica (mango)
Lineage: Eukaryota; Viridiplantae; Streptophyta; Magnoliopsida; Sapindales; Anacardiaceae
Product: universal stress protein A-like protein
Exons: 4
Coding region: 191-688 (165 amino acids)
Source: RefSeq, a predicted model, not a curated record
AGAAACUCAGCUCAAGAUAUUUGUCUUUCUGAUAUUUUGCUUGCCAUUUUCAUCAAUAAAGUAAAGCGAAAAUCCACGGAACUCAAAGUCAAAAACAACAGAAACUCCUGACUAUAAGUCUCCAUUCCUUUUGCUCAAUUUCUAAGGGACAGUUCACCAAUCGAAGCAGAAAAAGUUUGAGGUUGUAAAGAUGGAAGGAGUGAACAUGAAAAAAAGAGUGGGCAAGAUUGUGGUAGCAGUGGAUGAGAGUGAGGAGAGCAUGUACGCACUCUCAUGGUGUCUCCAUAACCUAUUUUCUCAAGGUAGCAAUAGCACUCUUGUCCUCCUCUACGUCAAACCUCCACCUCCUGUUUACUGUUCCUUCGACGCUGCAGGGUAUAUGUUCUCUGACGAUGUGGUAAAGGCCAUGGAAAAAUACGGAAGUGAGAUGGUGAAUUCAGUGAUGCAACGAGCUGAAGUCGUGUGUGGAAAAUUCGGAAGCAAUAUAAAUGUAGAGAGAGUAGUUGGGUGUGGAGAAGCCAAGGAUGUGAUAUGUAGUAUAGUGGAUAAACUCAAAGCUGACACUUUGAUCAUGGGGAGCCACGGUUAUGGCUUCAUCAAGAGGGCUCUUCUGGGAAGUGUGAGUGAUUAUUGUGCGAAGCAUGUCAAGUGUCCAGUGGUAAUCGUGAAGCAAAGUGAGGAGAUAUGAAACCAGUUUCUAUUCCUUAAAUACACUCAAUGAUUCUAGCUUUCCACAAGCACCAUGUAUAUGUAUAGAUGUGGGUGAUCUGCCGCCGCUUACAUAGAUGGGAUAUUUGCUUGUUCUGGUGUGAUUCCAUUUGUAAAUCAAAUUGUGUUGUACGGUGAUGAUGUAUGUACUUUUGUCUAAAACAUAAGGAGGUAAUUCGUUAUCCGA